Molecule: messenger RNA, 1103 nt
Organism: Notolabrus celidotus (New Zealand spotty)
Lineage: Eukaryota; Metazoa; Chordata; Actinopteri; Labriformes; Labridae
Product: caspase-3-like
Exons: 7
Coding region: 121-990 (289 amino acids)
Biological process (GO): keratinocyte differentiation; erythrocyte differentiation; apoptotic process
Cellular component (GO): cytoplasm
Source: RefSeq, a predicted model, not a curated record
GCUCAGAGUAUCCGGUCUGUACUGAGGCUCAAAGUACAGACUGCAUGAAGUCAAGAGAAGGAGGAAGAGGACCUGAACACACCUUACAGUUUCUCCAACAACGUCCGUGACUAAAGGAACAUGUCUGAGCCUGGUGGGGAUAGAGAUGCCCAGAGUGGUGGAGACACAGUUGAUGCCUUAGCAUUUUUCUCAAAGAGGCAGGAUGCAGAGCCUGCAGGCAGUCUAAAGAUGCCCAUCAGCUAUAAAGCAGCAGACCAUGACCCUUACCGAUACAGGAUGGACUACCCGUGCAUGGGAACCUGUCUGAUCAUCAACAACAAAAACUUUGACCCCCACACAAAUAUGAGUACUCGUAAUGGAACUGAUGUGGAUGGUGCCACGGCUAUAAAAUGCUUCUCCGAUCUGGGCUACAAGAUAAGGUUUGCCAACGAUCAGACUGUGAGCCAGAUAAAACAGCUGAUGUUAAGUGUAUCCCAGGAGGACCACAGCAAUAAUGCAUCAUUUGUAUGCGUGUUGCUCAGUCAUGGAGACGAGGGGGUGAUAUUCGGCACUGACGGCUUUGAGAAGUUAGAAAAUCUGACUAACUACUUUAAAGGAGAUCGCUGCAGGAGUUUGGUGGGGAAACCAAAGCUCUUCUUCAUACAGGCGUGCCGUGGCUCAGACCUGGAUGGAGGCAUUGAGACUGACAGCAUAUCGGAGGGAACAUCAGAGAGGAUUCCUGUGGAGGCAGAUUUCCUUUAUGCUUUCUCUACGGCUCCAGGCUACUACUCUUGGAGAAACACAUCCAAUGGUUCCUGGUUCAUUCAGGCGUUGUGUGAGAUGUUGCAUGGGUGCAGUGGAGAGCUGGAGCUGAUGCAGAUCAUGACCAGAGUCAACCGCAAGGUGGCAACGCACUUUGAGUCUUCCUCCAACCUCCCUGGAUUCAGUGGCAAGAAGCAGAUCCCCUGCAUCGUCUCCAUGUUGACCAAAGACUUCUACUUUCCUGUCUAGAUCAAGAUACAUGGCUUCUUUUGUCCUAUGACCCAAUCCAUAUGUUUAUAUGAUUUUACUUGAAAUUAAAUAUACUUGACAGCAAUAAUGUCAAUAAAAGGAUAUUCAAUAUC